Messenger RNA from Fragaria vesca subsp. vesca, 1509 nucleotides. RefSeq lists its product as uncharacterized. Lineage: Eukaryota; Viridiplantae; Streptophyta; Magnoliopsida; Rosales; Rosaceae. Bases 1 to 1509 code for a protein of 502 amino acids. The record is from RefSeq and is a predicted model, not a curated record. The transcript has 2 exons.
AUGGUUCAUCCAUCUACGGUGCGCCUGGGUGCUGUCUUGCUCAUUCUGUUGUUCGCUGUUCUUUUAACUGAGGGAGCUCCUCAACCAAAGGCCAAGAAAGUCAAGUGUCAAGACAAGAAGUUCUACAAGUGUUAUCACAAAGAUCUCUAUUGCCCUAAAGCAUGCCUCCGUACUUGUGUUGUGGAUUGUAAGAAAUGCAAAGCUGUUUGUAAGGCCCCUCCUCCCCCACCACCGCCUCCACCACCGCCACCUCCGCCACCUCCGCCACCUCCGCCGAGACGUAGAUGGCGCCAGUCACCCCCUCCUCCCCCAAAGAGGUAUCACCAUUCGCCACCUCCUCCUCCCAAGGCUUAUCCUUCACCACCACCUGCCCCUUCAGUUGUUCCACCUCCCCCUCCUCCAACUACAACUCCACCUCCGUCACCUCCUGUUUCUACCCCGCCGUCACCACCAUUGCCUCCUCCUACUACCCCAUCACCACCGCCAUCCCCUAUUCCUACCCCUUCACCACCUUUGUCUACACCAUCAUCACCGCCACCCCUUACUCCUACUCCAUCACCGCCGCCGCCCCCUACUUUUUCACCACCUUCUUUGUAUCCUCCUCCACCACCGCCUUCGUCAGAGGCCGCCGGUGAAAAGAGAGUGAAAUGCAAGAACAAGGACUACCCUCAUUGCUACGGUCUAGAGAUGAGUUGUCCUAGUGGGUGCCCUGAGCAAUGCGAAGUUGACUGCGUUACAUGCAGUCCCGUUUGUAAUUGCAACAAACCAGGUGCUGUCUGCCAAGACCCCAGAUUCGUUGGUGGUGAUGGUAUAACCUUCUAUUUCCAUGGCAAGCGAGACCAAGACUUCUGCCUCGUAUCUGAUUCCAACAUCCACAUCAACGCCCACUUCAUCGGCAAAAGACACCAAAAUAUGAGGAGGGACUUCACUUGGGUCCAGUCUCUAGGUAUCCUCUUUGACAACCGCAAGCUCUUCAUAGGCGCCAAACCGACUUCCACUUGGGAUGACUCUGUCGACCGCCUAGCCAUAGUCAUUGACGACGAAACCAUCAGCCUUGCUGACAACGAGGGCGCAUACUGGCGAUCACAAGGACUCAAGAUCACAAGAAGCAAGAACACAAAUGCUGUAGAAAUCGAAGCCGAAGGGAACUUCAAGAUCAAAGCAGUAGUGGUGCCGAUAACGGAGAAAGAGUCAGUGAUACACAAGUACGGGAUUACACAGGAGGAUUGCUUUGCUCACCUUGACUUGAGCUUCAAGUUUUAUGCCCUCAGUGGGGAAGUUAAUGGUGUACUGGGACAGACGUACAGUGAGAACUAUGUCAGCAGGGUUAAGAUGGGUGUCGUGAUGCCUGUUUUGGGUGGUGAUAGAGAAUUUUCAUCGUCUAGCAUCUUUGCCUCAGAUUGUUCUGUUGCUAGGUUUAGCGGUGAAUUUAGUGAAAAGUCCAAGUAUGCUAGUACUAUGAAUUGUGCUAGUGGGAUGGAUGGUCGUGGAGUUGUUUGUAAGAGAUGA